This is a messenger RNA of Dioscorea cayenensis subsp. rotundata (Guinea yam), 1335 nucleotides long. RefSeq lists its product as uncharacterized. Bases 1 to 1335 code for a protein of 444 amino acids. The transcript is spliced from 3 exons. The record is from RefSeq and is a predicted model, not a curated record. NCBI's taxonomy places the organism in Eukaryota, Viridiplantae, Streptophyta, Magnoliopsida, Dioscoreales, Dioscoreaceae. Gene Ontology annotation, molecular function: zinc ion binding.
AUGAGUAAAUUGCGAGAUCGUCCUCUAUACCGGGCUGUAGACAUACAACGUGAUAUAUUGUGUAACCAUGGUGUCCGGCUACCAUACAAACAAGCAUGGAUGGGUAAAGAGGUGGCAAAGGGAAUUCUCCAUGGAAGCGACGUUGCAAGUUAUGAUCUGUUGAUAUGGUAUGCAAGUUUUAAGCGUGGUUGUAGACCCAUGCUAUUCCUCGAUGGAACCCAUUUGCUAGGUAAAUAUGGUGGCAUCCUACUAGGCGCAACUGCAAAGGAUGGUAAUGAAGGUCUAUUUCAUCUAGCUUUUGCUAUUGUUGAUAAUGAAACUGAUGAUAACUGGAUGUGGUUCAUUUCCACUCUGGGUGAUGCAAUAUAUGGUGAAGAUGACUACCACAAAAUCAUUACAUUCAUUUCAGACAGUUCUAAGGGACUUGUUAAUGCUAUUGCCAAAGUCUUCCCCUCUGCCCCACAUGGCUACUGUUUGCGACAUCUCCAAGCAAACUUUUUGAAGGCUAAUGGUCACCUAGGGAAAGGAUUAAAAGAUGAGUGUUGGAGGUUGGUUGUUAAGAUUGCAUAUGCAUGCACAUCUUCAGAGUAUGAUGCAACUGUGGGUGCGUUGUCAGCGGCAUCAACACAGGCCCAUAAUUGGUUAUUUCAAAAGUCAGACAUGAUGUAUUGGUGCAAUUACUUGUUUAGAGGACAACGCUGGGGCGAGAUGUAUUCGAAUGUGGCAGAGUCUUUCAAUGCAUGGAUUAAGGAGGCACGACAUCUACCUGUCUGUAACAUGGUUAACGCGAUAAGGUUCAAGAUGAUGAACCUAAUGUACAAGCGGCGCGAGAAUAGCAUGAAAUGGGAAACCCAUCUUUGCCCGGAGAUUCACAAGAAGAUUGAAAAGACUAUUGAAGAAAGCAGAUGCUUAGUCAUAGGCCGAUCUGAUGGUGAUAUUUUUGAAGUCGUUGACAAGCAGGGCAACCAUGUCGAUUUACGUAAUAGAACUUAUUCUUGUCGUCGGUGGGAGGUGUACGGUCUUCCUUAUAACCAUGCCUGCUGCGCAAUCUUACAAACUGAUGUAAACAUUCAUCGUUACGUGGAAGGCUACUACACAGUCGUAUUGUACAAAGAAGCAUAUGAGAGUCCAAUAUUCCCUGUACCAGAUCACGACAAACCGAUGGAUGCGGGUAGACAUCUCCAUAUUCGUCCACCUAUCUCAAAGAAGAGACCCGGACGACCAAGAAAAAGGAGGAUUGAAUCACAAGCAUUUGGUGUUCGUGACUUACAUUAUAAUCGAUGCCACGAAGUUGGGCAUAACAGGGCCACAUGUAAUGAAGUAAUCACAGACUAA